GUGCUUGGUACCCUAGAGCUCCAGUUACCGCAACGAAAUUCCACUUUUGUUUUGAUUGCUCCUCGCUUCCUCCCGCGCGGCGCGCAUCUGAUUGAUCUGCGAGGUCCGACACUCCUGCCAGCGGGAGAGGAAUAAAUAGAUGCUGCUGCCCCCGAAGGCUUAGGCGUUGGGAAAGAGCGGUAGGGGCGGUGGCGACUGGAGCUCAGCGCGGCUCGUGGGACCCCAUUGGGGGAAUUUGAUCCAAGGAAGCCGCGAGAUUGCCGGGGGAGGAGAAGCUCCCAGAUCAUUGUGUCCACAUCCAGGGCACCAGAGGAGACGGCGCAGUGAGCCUCUGGACGGCACUGAAGCUGCACGCUGCCCUAUCCUGCCGGGAUCAUGGCCUGCGGCAGCCUGGCCGGACUGCUGGCCCUGGGCGUGCUCUUCCUGCUCCAGGUGCCCGGAGCCUGGGCUGCAGCCUGCGAGCCGGUGCGCAUCCCCCUGUGCAAGUCUCUGCCCUGGAACAUGACCAAGAUGCCCAACCACCUGCACCACAGCACCCAGGCCAACGCCAUCCUGGCCAUCGAGCAGUUCGAGGGGCUGUUGGGCACCCACUGCAGCCCCGAUCUACUCUUCUUCCUCUGUGCCAUGUACGCGCCCAUCUGCACCAUUGACUUCCAGCACGAACCCAUCAAACCCUGCAAGUCCGUGUGCGAGCGGGCCCGUCAGGGCUGCGAGCCCAUCCUCAUCAAGUACCGCCACUCUUGGCCGGAAAGUCUGGCCUGCGAGGAGCUGCCGGUGUACGACCGCGGCGUGUGCAUCUCCCCCGAGGCCAUCGUCACCGCGGACGGAGCCGAUUUCCCUAUGGAUUCUAGUAACGGAAACUGCAGAGGGGCAAGCAGUGAACGCUGCAAAUGUAAGCCUAUUAGAGCUACACAGAAGACCUAUUUCCGGAAUAAUUACAACUAUGUCAUUCGGGCUAAAGUUAAAGAAAUAAAGACUAAGUGCCAUGAUGUGACUGCGGUAGUGGAGGUGAAGGAGAUACUAAAGUCUUCUUUGGUAAACAUUCCAAGGGAUAACGUCAACCUUUACACCAGCUCUGGCUGCCUGUGUCCUCCACUUAAUGUUAAUGAAGAAUACAUCAUCAUGGGCUAUGAAGAUGAGGAGCGCUCCAGACUACUCUUGGUGGAAGGCUCUAUAGCUGAGAAAUGGAAGGAUCGACUUGGCAAAAAAGUUAAGCGUUGGGACAUGAAACUCCGUCAUCUUGGACUGAGUAAAAGCGAGGCCGGCAUUAGCGAGUCCGCUCAGAGUCAGAAGUCUGGCAGAAACUCCAACCCGCGGCAAGCACACAACUAAAUCCCCCAACACAGAGAACAACAUCAGCGGGCUUCCUGUUAAGACUUGCAUUGCUGGACUAGCAAAGGAAAAUUGCACUAUUGCACGUCAUAUUCUAUUGUUUACUACAAAGAUCAUGUGGUAACUGAUAUUACUUCUGUUUUCUCUAUUGUUUUCUGCUUUUCUCUGAGCUCUCUCUCUUCUUUUAAUGGCCUGUGGGUAGGUCCUUAAAUAUAUGUUUUUUAUUUCACUAACCAUGGGAAAGAUGUUCCUUUGCAGUAAUAAUCCAUGAAGCAUGAUGAG
This is a messenger RNA of Ochotona princeps (American pika), 1614 nucleotides long. It is a transcript of the gene FRZB, whose product is annotated as frizzled related protein. Gene Ontology annotation, molecular function: Wnt-protein binding. Gene Ontology annotation, cellular component: cytoplasm. Lineage: Eukaryota; Metazoa; Chordata; Mammalia; Lagomorpha; Ochotonidae. The transcript has 6 exons. Bases 376 to 1332 code for a protein of 318 amino acids. The record is from RefSeq and is a predicted model, not a curated record. Gene Ontology annotation, biological process: canonical Wnt signaling pathway; non-canonical Wnt signaling pathway.